GCCCUCCCCUUUUGGCAGUCACAUGGGCGGUUUCUGCUCUCCCGUGACACUUUUGAACAAAUAAUAGGAGAACGAGGCGUGCCAUUGCUGCUGUGUUGUUAUUGGGCAGCACAUCUUUCACAGCAUCAACUCUCCGGACAGCUCAGUUCUGCCUGUCCGGCCUGCAGCGGUUACAUUUGACCGUCCACUGCGCAUCUGACCCGGUACAUCUUCCACCAGAAACAAACCGCUGAGACCAGCAGCGAGAACCAGACUCAGUGGGCCACAAAAGAAGCAGGAAGUGUGUGAAACUGUCUCGGGAAGGUUCAACGAGGCUCUUCUCACCAACCAUGUCAAACGAACGCACCCCUUUGAUCCCCUCAGGGGUAUGUUGUCUGCCUGUGAGUGCCGUGGUGUGCGGCGCGGAGUCGGACACCACCCCUGAAUCCGCCUCCGAGACACCAAGUAAAGACUCUCGAAAACUAAACACUUUUUUCGGGGUGAUGGUGCCGACCAUCCUCUCCAUGUUCAGCAUCGUGCUGUUCCUGAGAACCGGGUUUGUGGUUGGUCACGCGGGGCUGUUACAGGGUCUAUUAAUGGUGAUUGUAGCCUACACCAUUAUAUCUCUUACAAUACUGUCCAUCUGUGCCAUUUCCACCAAUGGUGCUAUACAAGGUGGUGGAGCCUACUACAUGAUAAGUCGGUCUCUGGGCCCAGAGUUUGGAGGAAGCAUUGGUUUGAUGUUCUUUCUGGCCAAAGUAUUUGCAUGUGGAGAGUAUGUACUUGGUCUUGUGGAGGCAAUACUUGACGUAUUCGGUUCGGAUCCUGAGUCAUCUGUUUCCGAGGGGCUGCGGGUGCUUCCUCAGGGUUACUGGUACACAGUGCUGUACUCCUCAGUAGUCCUUCUGCUGUGUCUGCUUGUGUGUCUGGUGGGUGCCCACAUCUACUCCCGCACCGCCUUCGUCAUCCUGCUGGUGGUCACCGUAUCCUUGCUGUCCAUCUUCAUCAGUUCUGUGGCAGUCAAACCUCGUGAUUUUGUCAUCACCCACAAGGGAUCUGACAACCAAACUUUCCACUACAACGCCAGCUACACAGGCUUCAGCGCGAACACUCUGAGGAACAACCUGGGCUCUGGUUACUCUUUGGACUACAGCACCAACUCUGUCAUGUCUUUUGCCACUGUGUUUGCUGUCAUGUUCACCAGCUGCACUGGGAUUAUGGCUGGAGCCAACAUGUCAGGGGAUCUGAAGACUCCGAGUGUUUCCAUCCCUAAAGGCACCAUCACAGCUGUCUUUUACACUUUUACAGUCUAUGUCCUCCUCUUCAUCUUGGUCAGCGCCACAUGUGACAGAAACCUGUUGAUUCAGGAUUAUGGAUUCCUCCAGAAAAUAAACAUCUGGUCGCCGUUCGUCACCAUCGGGAUAUUCUGCGCUGCUCUGUCAGCUGCAAUGUGUGCUAUGAUUGGAGCAUCCCGUAUCCUCCACGCUCUUGCUCUGGAUCACCUCUUUGGUUUGCCAUUAGCUCCAGCUGCUAUCACAUCAAAUUCGGGGAAUCCGUGGGUGGCAGUGCUGUACACCUGGGGUCUGGCACAGUGUGUAGUGUUUGCAGGCCAGCUUAAUGCCGUAGCAAGUUUGGUGACUGUUUUUUACUUGCUUGCCUACGCUGCGGUUGACCUGGCCUGUUUGGCUCUAGAGUGGGCGUCGGCACCAAAUUUCAGACCGACCUUCCAGCUCUUCUCCUGGCACACCUGCCUGCUGGGCAUCCUGAGCUGUUUAGUGAUGAUGUUCGUCAUUAACCCUGUGUACUCCUCAGGCAGCAUCGUCCUCCUGUUACUGCUGCUGCUUUUCCUCCAUUACAGAUCGCCCACCAGCAGCUGGGGCUACAUCAGCCAGGCUCUCAUUUUCCAUCAGGUGCGCAAGUAUCUGUUGAUGCUGGAUGUGAGGAAAGACCAUGUGAAGUUCUGGAGGCCGCAGAUGUUGUUAAUGGUGGCCAACCCUCGCUCCUCCUGUCAGCUCAUCCUGUUCAUCAACCAGCUGAAGAAGGGAGGACUGUAUGUGUUGGGCCACGUGCAGCUGGGAGAUCUGGACUCCCUGCCAUCAGACCCGGUCCAGCAGCAGUACAACUUCUGGUUGAGCCUAGUUGAUAAACUCGGGGUGAAGGCCUUUGUAGACCUGACGCUGUCUCUCUCUGUCAGACAGGGAACACAGCAUCUGCUGCGCAUCACAGGCCUAGGUGGCAUGAAGCCCAACACAUUGAUUUUGGGUUUCUAUGACAGCUGUACUCCUGAGGACUUCUUCCUACAAGAUUCUGCAUUCUGUGACUCUUCGAUGGGUCAAGGAAGUGAGGGCGAAUAUAAUUUUGGGGUUGAUUUGCCUUCAUUACAGGCUCAUUUCCCCCCAGUUCGACAUGUGGAGAGCCCGCGCUGGCUAUCACCAGAGGAGUACGUAGGGAUCAUUUCUGACGCCAUUAAAAUGAACAAGAACGUGUGCCUCGCCCGUUAUUUCUUCCAGUUAGAGGGAGAGGGUAAAGAUAGCAAGGUGGACGGGUCAGAACGGACAAUAGAUGUGUGGCCUCUCAACCUGCUCCAGCCAGGCAGCCGUGAUUAUGAGGAUGUGUGCAGCCUCUUCCUGCUGCAGAUGGCCUGCGUGCUCAACAUGUCCAAUAAAUGGCGCCAUGCAAGAAUGAGAAUCUUCCUGAAUGUGGAGACUGAGUCUAACGACCAGGGCUGGGUGGUUAACGAAGAGACGUUCCGAGAGCUGCUGAGGAAGCUGAGGAUCAGGGCGUCGAUAAAGAUCGUUCCGUGGGACUCUGUGGUGCAGCACCACGUUCAGCCAGAUGGGGAGCUCCCUGCAGAGCCAACACAAGCUCUGUCUGAGGACUUCCUGUCCGCGGUGAACAGUAUGUUGAUGGAGCACAGCUCGCAAGCCACUGUUCGCUUCCUGUAUUUACCUCGACCCACUGGUCACCGCAGCCAGUCACAGCAGUACUUAGCUCAGGUGGAAGCAGUGACCAAUAGUUUGGGGCCAACACUUCUGAUUCACGGUGUCACCCCAGUCACAUACACUGAUCUGUGAGCAUGUGCAGUCAUGGGUUUUGUUCAUUAAUAUUAAAGUUGCAGCAAUGUCUUAUCUGUGUAAGUAUAAACUCUUGUUACAUGUAAAAUGAACACAUAAUGUAAAGAAAAGUGGAUGCUAAGGUACAGUAUGUAGCAGCAGUUACUAUACAUUCACCUAAUGCAGCUUUAGUUGUUGUUUUACUAAAGCUUACAAAAGGACCACAGUUGAGUGCAUUUUCAAAAUCGGUCCCUUGAGGUUUUUGCAUUCAAAUAGGAUACUUCCUAUUUACAUAUACUUGAACUGGCUUGGUGAUUGAGCCAAGAAAUGGGGGAAUACUAACUUUUGUGGGCGUGAUUUAUGUCGACAUAACCUGUUUGCAUUAGCUUUAGGCCUGUCUUUUCAAUUUAGACCGAAAUUAGAAAUUUGUCAAAGACUUCUCAAAACAAAAACACAUUUUGUUUGGAGCAAUACGGGUUGCCUCAGACAUUGAAUAUAAAAUGUCUAUAUAUAAUUUCAGGGAUGAAAUGAUGAAUUUGUUUUGCCAUAACAAUUGACCACAGUAAAAACUUAUUUUCCUGGUUCAGUUUCUUAAUGGUAUUGUGUUAAUAGAAUACACAUAUACAUAUAUGCUCGUUUUUAGUACAUUCUCACAUUUCUGCUGGUUGC
This is a messenger RNA of Sander lucioperca (pikeperch), 3701 nucleotides long. RefSeq names its product solute carrier family 12 member 9 (gene slc12a9). The coding region runs from base 330 to 3053 and encodes 907 amino acids. The record is from RefSeq and is a predicted model, not a curated record. Gene Ontology annotation, biological process: chloride transmembrane transport; cell volume homeostasis; potassium ion homeostasis. The transcript has 14 exons. NCBI's taxonomy places the organism in Eukaryota, Metazoa, Chordata, Actinopteri, Perciformes, Percidae. Gene Ontology annotation, cellular component: membrane. Gene Ontology annotation, molecular function: potassium:chloride symporter activity.